Molecule: messenger RNA, 8308 nt
Organism: Homarus americanus (American lobster)
Lineage: Eukaryota; Metazoa; Arthropoda; Malacostraca; Decapoda; Nephropidae
Gene: Liprin-gamma
Product: kazrin-like
Exons: 19
Coding region: 1147-4389 (1080 amino acids)
Molecular function (GO): protein binding
Source: RefSeq, a predicted model, not a curated record
CGUCAAAGCUCUUCCCGGGUGCACGUAGCGUCCUCCCGCGCGCCUCUUAACUUUUGUUUUAAUUAUAUAUAAAAGAAAGUCUAUAUCAGAAAAGAAACUGAAGAGGUGAUAACACUCCUCCUUGUGGUGAAACUUAAAAUAGUGACGUCACGAAACUUCUCUGAAAACUUCUAUAUAUUGGGUUCUGGAAAGGGUGAUGAUGAUGAUGUUGUAAAUCUCUGACAGCUGACGGUGGAGUGUCAGCUGUAGCAACGUCAGUGAAACAGGUGUAGUGAAGAGUCGUCAGCUGGUGAGAUAUUUGGACUGACAGAAACAGACAGACAGACAGAAAAAACUCCUGUCAUUCAAAAUUGAUAAAAAUACCCAAAGUUAAGUGUUUGAGAAAGAGAGAGAAAAAUAAGGUGAGAGAACAAGGUAAAGAAACGACUAUCUUAGGAGUUAUUGAGGUGAGGUAUUUCAAAGAGGUGGUGGAGGGGGGUAGAGAAGCAGGCAGGACGAGUCAGGAUGGACAAGAGCGCCGCCCCUAGUACUACUGACGAAGACGAGGGCGUGAUGAGGGGAGUCUUGUAUCUUCCUGACGACGUAGUUGCUCUAGUUUGAGUGAGACACCUCCCCGUCACCCCCUCCCCUCCUGCAGCGACUCCUACACACCCACCUCCUCUUUCUUCUCCUCCUGCACCUCCUCCUCCACAAAGGUCGACCUCUAGCAGUGACUGUAACUGAAGAACUGUGGUGAACUGUGACACUUUCUCGUAACUGUUGAACGACUGGUGAUGUGACCGAAGCUUCUCCUCGCGUCUGAGAACCUUACCUUCAGUCACUCACCAGAGAUUCACCUGGACACACCUGAGGUUAAUUAACUCUUACCUGAAGUGACCGCUGUUACCUGUCACCCCACACGACUACCUUACCUCACCUACACUUAUCCUCAUCUUCGUCAGCCUCCCUGCCAUUCCUUGUAGUCUUGCACCUCUAACACACCCUGGCAACAUAUACCACCUGCACCUAGCACCAUUACCACCACUAGCUUACCCACCUACGCCAUCCUUACCCCUGCCAAGUUACCCCCGCCCCCCGGGAGUCACCACGGCCUCCCACACCACCACCGUCGUUGUGGUAACUCGUGAGUGUCCCCAGCAGCAGGGCAUGAUCACCACCACCACCAUGAGUCCAUCACCCCAGACUGAUGGUGCUAAGACCCCGCCCACUGCCACCACGCCCACUAAGACUCCGCCCCCUCCUUCUACCAUACCUAUCAAGACUCCUCCUACCAGCACCAUCACCACGCCCAUCAUUGACCUGCCCUUGAAGAACCCUAAUACAAUUUCCAUCACGCCCACCAACGCCCCGUCACUUCCCACGCCCACGCCCUUAGGCUACCCCGUGGGCGUCAAGAGGGAGAUGAACAAGGGCGUGAACGAGAAGACUGUCCACCUGGCUGAGGCUCACACCAGAGUCUUCGACGCCUUCUCACGGGCCUUCAGUAGACAGAAUGUCCAGUUUGAGAAAGCCAUCCAGUCGUUGGAUUCUCUCAACGACCAGAUUGUGGAGUUUAUCUUCAGCGGCACAGACUUCGACGACGAGAAUGGCAGCUCUCCCAAACAGCGCGAGGCCCUCAAGUCCUCCAUGGCGCUUAUGAGGAGGCUGCUUGUUGACGCCCAGACAAAGUUUCGCAAGAUGGUGGAGGAUAACAAGCAGCUGGCCUCACGGAUUGACGGUGACCUCCAAACUGCCCACCAGGAGGUCAAUCUGCUGCGUCUGGAGUUAGCCGACACCAACCGCCGCAUCACACAGCUCCACCAGGCUCACAACCACGAUCACAACCAUCAGGAGGCACACACACCACCAGACUCCACCACCACUACUACCACCAUCAAUGGCUCCAAUAAAUAUCACAGUGAGAGUUCGAGUAACCAGCUGGCGGAGGAGCUGUCACAACUACGGCUGGAGAACGAGAAGCUCUCCGCCAGGAACCGGUCAUUACAGAGUGAGGUGGAGGAGCUGCGGAGGGUGAAGGAAACUAUCGUCGAGGAGGACCUUCAACUUAAGCCAAGGAUAAAUGAAAUGACGAUAGAACUGACACAUGCUAAGGAGGCUCUUUCAGCCUUAAAAGCAGACAGAAAACGUUUGAAAGCUGAGAAGUUUGACUUGUUGAACCAGAUGAAGCAGCUGUAUGCCACACUAGAGGAUAAAGAGAAGGAAUUAAGAGACUUCAUUCGGAAUUAUGAGCAGCGCAUGAAGGAGAGUGAUGAGUCACUGCGCCACCUUGCAGCAGAGCGAGAUGAAACAGAACGAGAAAAAUGGAACAUCUUGAAGCAUGCUAGGGAUGAAUCAGAGAGAGUCGUUAAACUCUCGGCCCAGCUGGGGCUCAAGGAAGCUACUGUUAAGAAACUUCAAGAAGAACUUGAAAUGGUCCGUAAGCAGCUCUCCUCUGUGGGAUACUACAGUGAUGCAGAGUCUGUCAGGACCAACGGACUAACCACACCUACGGCUUCCACACCCGCGUGUUCACCUUUGCCUCUCUCCACCCCAACACCCACUCCAAAUGGUCGUGGGUCAUCUGCAGACUCAGGUGUGAGGCUGUCAAGUGAUCGGGACUCGACUGCUAGUCAUGAUGGCACGCCCACCAUUACUGUGAAGCGAGGGUCUUUGGACUGUGAUACGUUAUCAGUCUGCUCCUCGGCCACCGCUGUUUCUCAGUACUUCUACUAUGCAUGUGGAGCGGGAACCCCCAAGGAGUCCCCCUCUCUCUCACCCCUCUAUGCCACACCAGUUUGCCUAAAACGGGAGGACCAGGGUGGGGACAACACCCCUACUAGUACGCCCACUUCCACAGCUGCCAGUGUUAAUUCUCCAGCUGUAGGUGGACUUGCAAACAGUAGUGCAAGUGCAGGAGGGUUGAGUCGUUCAGCUGAACAAUUGUGUGAAAGGUUGAGUGAGGCGGCCGAAACAUCCAAAGUUCGAGGUACAAACACUCUCUCACGUAAGAGCCAUAAAAGUGGUGGUACCUGGGGGUCCAUCUCUAGAGUGUUUGCCAGACAGAAGAAGCGAGCAGCUCUUGAUGCUUCAUUAUAUGAUGGUAAUGCUAGUGACAAGCGUGCCUCGUGGUCUCCAAGUUCAUCCCUGUGUGCCUCACCCCUGACCGAGGAGAGUUACUCGGAAAAACUUAGACUUCUGGAGGAGGCGCAACACAUUCCACUGGAGAGAUGGAAAGCUCCAACUGUCCUAGCUUGGCUUGAAGUUACUCUGGGCAUGCCUCAGUAUGGUGCCAUGUGUGCUGAGAAUGUUCGAAGCGGAAAGGUUCUUUUAGAGCUUAGUGACUCAGAAUUAGAAGCAGGCCUUGGUAUCGCACACCCAAUGCACCGCAAAAAACUUCGGUUAGCCAUUGAGGAACUUCGCGAGCCUCGGCUGAGUCGUUUCCCUCGGAUAUCAAUUUUGGGACACACGUGGGUUUCCUCUGAGUGGCUUCCAGACUUGGGCCUUCCACAAUACUGUGAUGCCUUUGCCAAUAACCUGGUGGAUGGGCGACUGCUGGAGGCUCUCACAAAGAAAGAACUCGAGAAGCACCUGGGCGUUCAUCGCAAGUUUCAUCAGGCAUCAAUCAUCCACGGAGUACAUCUUUUAAGAAUUGUUAGGUUUGACAGACAGGUGUUAGCGGAGCGACGUCGCCAGUGUGAGCACAUUGAUGCUGACCCAGUUGUGUGGACAAAUAUGCGGUGGGUACGAUGGGCAAGAUCCAUAGACCUGGCAGAGUAUGCAGACAACCUAAAGGACAGUGGUGUCCAUGGUGCUUUAGUGGUCCUGGAGUCGUCCUUCACUUCCGACACAAUGGCCACAGCUCUAGGGAUCCCCCAGUCCAAAAAUAUAAUUCGGAGACAUCUGGCCACAGAACUUGAGGGUCUUGUGAAUCCUGCAAGGCAACAGCUCGAUGAACAAGCACGGUACGCUAAGAUGGAGCGCCGUCGGCAGGAGAAAUUAGCUUCUGGGGGUAGUCUGGGAAGAUCAUUCUCCCGAAGUUAUGGCACCGGCUUAGAAAAGGGAGAAAAGGACAAGAGAAGAGCAUCAUUAAGACCCUUGCAGAAAAAGGUUUGCGCAUUUCCUACACUUCCAUCUAAGUUUGGCACGUGGCGGAGUUCACAGGGAUCAUUGAGUCGCGCUCUAGGUCUUCGCUUACGUGAAGAAGCUGCCACUGGAGGUAACAAUGGUGGUGAGUCCUCUUCCUCAGGUGGUCAGUCCCCCGCAGUAAUUGCCAGGACUAAUGCCCAUCGUGCACCCCGUGGUCGUCCACGUUCCACUAUCAUGCCUUCCGGUGUUUAUGUGCAUCACGAGACACAUCGUCGUGUAAAGAGUAUUGGAGAUAUUGAGACUAUCACUGUGACACCAGUUUAGCAAUACUCUUUCCAGCGACACAAUGGGAUGUUCGCUGAGAGGUGUGCUGAGGUUUGUUCAUUUAUGUGUUCUCCUGUUUUCAGAAUGUUCAACUAAACACAGUACAUGUGUAUCAACAGGGUGGAUAGACAUAGAUGCAUUAGAUAUACGAGAUUACACUAAUAACCUGUUCCAAUGGCACUUGCAGAGUAGCUACAGUAUACUUUGUGAGAAUAUUGGAAUAUUUCAGUUUAAAUCCAUUAUCACAUGGUGGGAUAGUUUUUGGAGAGCGUGAGGAGUCCUGGUAAUGUUAUAUGCAAAUGUCAGUAUAACUGCCGCGCCUUCUUUCCCAGAAUUCCCCAAGAGCCACCAAGUAAUUUCUAUGCUAUAAAUCUACUGCCACUGGGGUAUUUUGAUAUAUUAUUUGAAACACAGAUUCAUAUCGAAACGUUUCAUAUAAUUUGAUACUAGUCGAGUACAACACAAUAAGCAGCCACAGGGACCACAACAGAUGGCCUUCCCCCGUGGGUAAGUUCUCAGGCUGGUACGUAGUGUAAUUUGAUCUUCAAGAACUCAGUGUCUAAAAAACCUGUAAGGUGGGUUCAAACCAGGACCUACUUGCAGCUUGAGCAGAGCAGUAAGUGUUUCAGAAAUAUUGAUGAUGUAAAUCUAAUGUAAACAUGAAGAUAUCAUCAAAAUAGAUGUUUCUCCCUCUACAGUAUACUGUAUAAUUAUACCUGUACAGGUAGAUCAUGUAUGGAUCCAGAAAUUCUGAAAAUGUUUCUAUGGUUUUAAAGUAUUGAUAUAUAAUCUGCUCAAAAUUUUCCCUCUUUCCCUUCAUUUGCCAAUUUUAGAACCUAGCAGUAAUGGGAUGAAUAUUGUGGACAAAGACUUGGGACCAGAUAACUUCUCCAGGGUUCCAUAUUUUUCACACACCCGGGAUUCUUGUCAGAAUUGUGGUCUUUCAGUCAGCUGCACCAAUCAUGUAUGUCUGUCAGAUUCUUCAUCACUGCUUGAGGUUUAGUAACAGCCAAUGAAGGCACAUAUUUUAAGAAAGAAGUCAUUUCAGAGAAUCGUACAGUUGCUAGCCCUCAGGAGGUGUCCAAGAGUUGGAACUAGUUUUGUGUACAUACUGUGUAACUUUUGUACUUAAACUAUAGUAAAUGUGUAUGUAUUGCAGUGUAAGUUAUUAUUUUAUGCUCCUCUUGAUGACUUGGUUGUUGUGUGUUUCACUUUUAUGUAAACAAUUAUAUAAUCUCAUAGCAAAGUUGAAUUUGGACAACUAAGCAGUCAAGUUAUAAUUAUUUUUGCUUGAGAGUAGAUUUGUAGGCAUUAUCUUGCUGCUGAGCACAAUAAUGUUACAAGUUACUUUAUAAAGGAUCAUAUUUAUUAGUACUGUAUUAUUAUGUUCUACAGAAGCUGCAUUAAAAUAUUACUGUGUGUGGUUUUCAACUAUAAAAUUUCUCAUAAUGUGAAUGUUACUAGUCAGAUUUCUUUUAUCAGUUGGUCAUGAGAUUUCAGAUUUCAUGGAUCAUUUGAAAGUGAGAUAAGAUUUCAUUUAUCAGUUGACAAUGAGAUUUUGCUCUCCUUUUGUGGCCCUGUCAGCAGUUACUUGCUUAUGUGGAAAUUAGGCCAUUCAGUGGAAUAGAAUCAGGCAUAUCUGGUGUACAAAGUGAGUCGAAGUCUUUUGCAAAAUGAAAGGUUGUAACAUCUUAAAAGGAUUAACAUGCUUUUAAGUAUUCAAGAUUUAAAGAAAAUUAUUAUAGUUUUUAUUGUUUAUUAUCUUAUUGUUAUUUGUUAUUACUGUGUAUGGGUAAGGAUUUUUUAUCUGAUGUACAAUCCAGAACCUUGCAGCUAAUGUUUAGUUAUGAUCAGAAUACUGAAAAAGAAUCAGGUACCUGGAGACUACAGCCAAGGCUAAAACACCAUAGACGGAAUGUAAUUAAGCAGUUUGUAAAUGUUGAUGUGGCCACAAGAUGACGACUUUGUAAACUUUGCAUUUCUGUUGGAUGCAGCCGCUGCUGACCCAUAAGUAAAAAUAUAUAUGGAAACAAAGAAUCAGGUUACAAUAGGAUUAUUAGAACCCCUACAUAUGUGAUUAUUAUUCAACUGCUGUGCACAGUUCAAAAUUACUUCCCACAAUAGAUUUUGUAGUGAUUCCAGUAGAGAAUAGCUGAACAAGGAAUUGCUGUGAACCAUCCUUCAAUAUGUGGAUAGUUUUGUUUGCCACUGCCCUAAUUUUACCUGAACUUUAACAUUGAUAAAGAAGUAAGUGUUGCCUCUGUUUUAUUUUUGUUUUCUUGCUUAAAUUUAAAAACUAUUUUCAGUUAGUUAUAUAUUUUACUUAAGUACAUCUAACAUAAAUGGGGUAUUUAAUAUUUGUAUUCAGAAAUGAAUGUUAAAAAUGUCAGUUGUGAUAAUCAUUACUACAGCAUAUAUUACAUAAAAUGAUAAACUACACAAAAAUAGGACUUACUGAGAUAGAGGGAAUGGUAUUUCAAUCCACUUUAAAUAUAAAAUAAUGUAAACAUUUGAAUACUUUGAGCUAUUUGUAUCUGCACAACUGGUUAGCCAUAUCCAAUAUAAUGCAAAAGUGUGACAGACUGGAUAACUGUUGGCCAUAUUUUUAAUAUGAAGAGGCAGGUUUAGCCUUCACUCAUAUUAUAAAUGAGACUUUAUCCUGUCACAUGCUGAAUCUGAGUGAGAAACAGAGUUGUCAUCCAAAGCAAGUGCAUUGUAUUUUUAUAUCAUUGUAAUUUAUGAUGGUGUGUUGGAUUGUACAUAGACAGCUACAAUGUGACCAUUGGCCGGAUCGUCAUGACCAAAUAUACAUGAUUGUAGGAUAAGGACUGAAGGUACUUGCAUUUGUAAUUUGUAGAUGUCUUUAAAUGUUUCAAUGAGUAUAAGGUAUUUGAAUUCUAUUAACUUCUUCUCAGGCAUUUGAAGAUAUAAUGUCAUAGCAUAUUAAUUUAUCAUGAAAUAACUCUCGGCUAACCUUAAGUUGUUGAUUAUUUUUAUUUUUUAUCAUUUAUGCUUCACCAGGUGUUAAAAACUUCUGAGAUAAUUUAUAUUAUUUUCUUCAAUAAAGCACACUGUUACCUCCUGUUUAGACCAAAUGGAUUAGUAAGUUGUGAGAAGACUUGCUUGUUCCCUUUAACAGUAAAUAUUGAAUUACUUUCAAGGCAUUUGCCAAAUUACAAAGGCAGUUAUAAGUUUUAGUGAUAAUUAAAAUUUUUAAAAUUAAAGUUCAAAGAAGCAGUCAUUUCUUAUGAAUAUUGUAUUAUGACAAUUUUUUUUUAAAUGCAGUAUAUUAUUUAGAAAAUUUCAGUGUUGUGUUAAAAAUAAUCAGCUGAUGUAGUUCCAGGGAAUUACCACCUAUUGCUAAGAUAUUACUGCUGCUGUAUUACAGAGAACAGUGAAAAAAAUGUGAACAUGAUAAUUUCUCAUACAUAUACCUCACACCUGAGUUGCCUCUACAACCUAGAUCAGUCUUGAUAAGUAGGUACUGUACUGUAUUAAUGUAUUUUAAUUGUUGACACAAAAUGAUUAAAUUCUAUAAACUUGACAGUCUGAUGAACUCUGAUUAUUGAAAGAGUCACAUUGGGGUUAUCAUUGGAGAUGUGGAUACUGAUCAAGGUUUUUUGUAAUUAUUAGUGCUCAUACCAUAAGACAAAAGACUGUUGGUGGCAGCAGUUUACUGUGACUAUACUAUAUGCAUGGAGCAUUUAACUCAUUUACAAAAAUAACACUAGCUACAUCACACCACAGAGUACUACCUUAGAAUUUGGUGGUUUUCGCCUGUAUAUCAGCUAAUAUUAGUCAAUAAAGAAGCCGUACUUGUUCUAUUACCAUAAGAUAGUUAAUUCUAGGGUCAUUGGCGAGCCGACUGUUUGACAUUCCAGUUUGUUUCUUAUCUGGAAACAAUAAAAAUAUUAGUUAA